Meloidogyne enterolobii is the source of this 1120-nucleotide messenger RNA. Lineage: Eukaryota; Metazoa; Nematoda; Chromadorea; Rhabditida; Meloidogynidae. The record is from the annotation of a GenBank genome assembly.
AAUUUUCACAUUUAUUCCCCCCUCUUCAAAAAAUUCCUUUUGUUUUUUUCAACUCUUUCAUUUCAUAAUUUUGUUCUUUCACAGGCUUACCAUAUGGCCAACAAUCACUACCACCAACAAUCAUCACCUCCUUUAAAUAACAACUCUAAAGACUCAAAUCCCGUCAAAAUCGAUGGGGAUUUGUCCAAUUCUUCAGAAAAUGUCAAAAUGUCGAAUUUUCAAAAUGUCAAUGUCGGAAUGUCAAAUCCUCAAAAUGCCCACAUUUCCACUCUAAAUAAUUCAAUAAACCCCCCAAAACCAAUGGGGGAUGUCCAAAAUUUUGGUCCCCCAAAUAUUCUCCAAAUGGCAAUUAAUAGGCCUGAAAUAUUCGCACAAUUGUUGGGGUCGACAACUUCUGGAAACUUUCCUUCAUUUAAUGGAGGAAGACCUCCUCAUCCUCCUCUAUGGCCUCUCCACACCCCUCUCCGUUUUUCUCCUUUUGAUUUUGCUUCUAGAGAAAUAUUUGGAACAACAGCAAUACCUUCAAUAAAUCACCCACCCUUUCCAAUAACCAAAAUAGAUGAUGGAAUUAAAGAUAACCCUGUUGUUCAAUUAGAAGAUAAAGAUUUAUGGGAAAAAUUUAAUCCUUUGGUUAAUGAAAUGAUUAUUACAAAGAGUGGAAGGUAAAAACAAGUUCUUAAUUGGUUUGUUUUGGGGGAAAUGUGUUUCAGAAAAAGUUUAAUUAAAAAUGUUUUUCUGGUCAAGUUUUGUAUUUUAUGUUUGAAUUCAAGUUUUAUUGAUAUUCUGAUUUUAAUUUAAUGUGUUUUGGAAAGUUUAAUUCUGGUUUUGUUUUUAUUAAAUAUUCUGAUUUGUGUUUCAUGUUUAUUUAGUGUUCUGAUAUAUGUGUUUUUGUAUUUUGUUUGAAAUCAGAACAUUAAAUAAACAAAAAAUACAUCAGAAUAUUUAAUAAAAUUAAAUCAGAAUUAAACCUUCCCAAAACAUUGUAUUUUAUUCUGAAUGUAUUUUCUGGUUCAGUUUGUGUUUUUAAUUUUUCAGAAUUUAUUUCCAAGUUUCAGAAAAAGUUGAAGACUUUAAUUUCUCUAGCAAACAGGCGGUCUCUCUCUCACCCUAGCAGUCUCUC